CCUCAAACAAAUAAAAAUGAGAUAAGGUCGAAUGCAUUCCUAUUACAAUCCGUGGCAAAUCUUUCAAAGUGCUGAAAAGAGAGCAAGUGUGCAGCUGUGCCCAGAAAUCAGUUAAAUAUUUUGCUUGAUCAUGGAGAAAAACGGGGUUAUGUUGCCUGAGGGAGAGCAGGAAAUUUUUAAGAAGAUCGCAACUUUGGUGCUCGAGCACAAUGAAAUGGAGGAUCAGUUGAAAUUCAAACAGGAAAUGAUUUACACACUAGAAACGGAGCUUUCGGGAAUGCAAAGACUGAGAGCUCUCGAUUACAUGUCUGACGAUGAGUACUUGUGCAAAAAUUGCAGGGAGAUCAAAGACCCGGUAAAACGGCAAAUGUGGGCGCUCAAUAAGAUUUUCAGCAAGGUCCUCUACAACAAGCCCAAGGAAAUGGUUUAUCUUUCAAAAAUAUUCCACUACCUUGAAAAUGUGGUGAUGAAGGGCGAGCUGACGCCGGUGCUGAAGGAGAACAAAGAGGAAAAGUGCCAGUAUUGCGAGCAAAUUUUACGGGCCGAGCCUUUCAACCGACUCUUCGAGUUAUGCAUCGCGGCCGAGUUGAAGGACUGGGACGAAGGCGAGGCUUUCAAAAGAUGCGUGGCCUACGCUGUCGAGGUCAUAGAAGGAAUGGAGCCAAAAGCACAAUCUAAGAGAGACGAAGCGGACUCAAUAGGCGUCGAGCCUCUUUUUACAAAAAGAAGCGUCAGUCUCGUGGGCAGCGAACAAGGAAGCAUCAAUGAUUUAGAAAGGGAGAACGUGGAGAGCAAACUUGAGGUGAAAAAAUUGCAGGAGGAGGUGAUCGAGCUGAAAAGUCAGUUGGAGAGGAGCAGCUCGGAAAGGGGCAAAAAGCAGCCCGGCUCGACCAUGACCUACGGUCAGCAGGGUGCAACCUUUGGGCAACAAAAGGACACAAAGUACGUCUACACCAUUGGUGAACACAUCAAACUGACCGUGUAUGCAGCGGCGCCUCACGAAGAUCCAAACAUAAUAAUCAAGAAAUGGGAAUACGAACUGAGAAAAUGCGGCAUUCCAAAAUGUGACUGGGUUAUUUUUGUGACCAAGAAUUUGAAGGACACUGCCUUGCAGUGGUGGGAGUUGCAAGGGUACUGCGAAGACAUCACUUGGGAUGAAUUCGUGACACGCUUCCAACGGGCUUUUGGCAGGAAGGAGCUGAGAAGAUGGCUUUCCUACGCUGGCAACUUGUGCUUCAGCCAGGCCAACGAGGCUAUCGGCCCCUACGUAAUGCGCAGAUAUCAAAUUGUUCUUCGCGCCGUCAACCAAAACCAGUCUUUGGCCCUCAAGUUGCUUGAAAAACACGUCAACAUGAGACUUGGAAGGUACCUCAACUUCCACACUUAUGAGGACUUCUUUUUCGCUCUGGUUGCCGAUCAAGUGAUGGAAUUUGAUUCUGUGAAGCUUAUGUUUUCGCAAGUUCUGACCGAAAUUAGAAAUGAUGGUAGGUACUGGCAUGAAUAUUUAUAAACCAUGACUUGUGAAUACGACAGUUUUAAUUUAAAAUGUAUAAGUUAGCAUAAGCUAUGAUAGGCACGUUAUAAAAUGCUGGUGCACCACCAAUGGCAGUAACUAUAAUAGCAAUAAUAUGCAUUCAUCACAGAAUCAAACAUGCUUCAGUUUCGAGUUUAGAUUUUGACGGACUUACAUUAUCGCAUGGUAAGAGCGUAAAUCAGGGCAAAAACUUGCUCAGCUCACAGUUGGAGACAGUCCAUUGUUGAAGUGUAUUCCGAGCUGUGAAAAUAAAAUUUAUUAAAGUUACAAA
Messenger RNA from Neocloeon triangulifer, 1805 nucleotides. RefSeq lists its product as uncharacterized. Bases 131 to 1510 code for a protein of 459 amino acids. The transcript is spliced from 2 exons. Lineage: Eukaryota; Metazoa; Arthropoda; Insecta; Ephemeroptera; Baetidae. The record is from RefSeq and is a predicted model, not a curated record.